This is a messenger RNA of Pipistrellus nathusii (Nathusius's pipistrelle), 303 nucleotides long. Lineage: Eukaryota; Metazoa; Chordata; Mammalia; Chiroptera; Vespertilionidae. The record is from the annotation of a GenBank genome assembly.
AUGAGCCACCUUGUAAGAGCUUGGCAAAUCAGUUUCCGUGACGUGGACAGAGUGACCUUCAGCGACAGUGUAAGAAGACAAUUUGGAGAGAGUAACUCGGAGAUCAGGGGGCAGCCGCGGCCUUUCUGGUUAAAGCCGCAGAGUGCUACAGAAGUGGGGGAGGGGAGGCUGGGCCCAGGCCUUCACCGCAAACAACCAUCCUUUCGCAAAGGUAGGCGAUGCUCGUGUGGAGAUAACCUUUUCAACAUCGGUAUUGGGAAAAGCACAGGAAAAUGUCCCUUUAAAAACUCCAGAGGUUACUGA